Molecule: messenger RNA, 2160 nt
Organism: Mytilinidion resinicola
Lineage: Eukaryota; Fungi; Ascomycota; Dothideomycetes; Mytilinidiales; Mytilinidiaceae
Exons: 2
Coding region: 113-2032 (639 amino acids)
Source: RefSeq, a predicted model, not a curated record
UUACGGGGCGCUCGUCGGCGACGGAAGGCGCGAUGCCCUUGACGACCUCUCUUCAUCCCAUCACGACAACCCGCCGUCUUCAACGCCCGACGUCCUAGCAGCACGCGACAACAUGAAUUGGACAGGCGGUCGUCUACAAAGACACUCGAAAAAUGCCGGCGGCGGAGUGGCUAGUCGCCAGAAACAGCAUUUCGCAAAGAUCCGCAGUCAGCUCCAGAAUGGACUCCAUCCUGGACAGCUACCUUUCAGACCAAGCUUUUUUCCAGACGAUGGCGCUAGCCUUGGUAGCAGACUGCCGCCUUUUACCGAUAGGACAUCACGACACGUCGGCCAUUCAAGAAAGCACAAGAGAAGGGCCCAUCGAAAUCUCGCGAGUGUUGACAGGGACAUUGUUGAAGCAGAACACUCGAAUACCAAUGUGUCGCAAUCUGCUAGUCAUGUAUCUAAUGCAGUUGAUGGCGACUCAGCGGAGAAAGGAAAGAUGAAGAUGAAACGGCGAUCUGCGCAUACGCUGCUCGAGGACGAUCGACUAGAAGCCAGCAGGAAAAGGCUACUGGAGCGGCGGGAUUGGCUUGGGCUCCAGUCGUCACGUCCGGUUCACAUGAAAUUUCGAACACGCGCAGAGAAGGAUAAGAUUGGGAAACGACGAAUGAUUGUCGGCGCCUCCUCGAGAGGACAUGCUCCGAAGGAUACAAGAAACCCUAUGCUGCCGGCUCAAGGACUGAGAGAUGGACAUAGCAGACUCGACCUGGCGCCUGCCCACGAUUUGCUCGAGGAUCAUCUUAGAGUGCGUAUCGGCACUAAUGCUUUUUUUAGCCAAAGAUCAUCGACUCUUGUUCGAGAUCCCCCACGUCGAGAAUCAUCUGACACCAUGCUGUUUGAUACUGCAGUGGACGCAGACACCACUCUCGCGGUAGAGGGUUCGCGAGAGCGCUCCUAUGAGCAGCAUUGGUCCGCGGGAACCAGCUACGAUGGAGAACACGAAACAGCGUUGGAAUAUGAAAACCGCCAAUCUGCGAAUGACUUGGUCGGUUCACUCCACGCGCAGCGAGAAGAGGCAGAGGGCAAUUUACCCGAGCCAGGCGGUAUAGACGAGAAGCUAACUAGUUACCUCCCUCACGAACCCGCACUGAAGGGUCGCGUUAUUUUCCAGUCAGUUGCACCAGCUUCUUCAGGAUCCGAUCAGCCAGCAUCCCACGUGCCGAUAGAUACGAAUAACUGUCCUUCCGAGGCGGCUGCCCCGGACGGGCUUGAGGGGGGAGUGAGCCAGGAAAUUGAUGCUGACGAUCAAGAUCCGCAGGAACGCAAGAUCGUCGAUGAGACACCCUGGAAACAGUUUUUGGAGAUCUCAGGUGACGAGCAGAGCCAUUCGUCUACAAGUGGUGUGUCCGAAAGGGCUUGCCUGCAUGGGUCCGAAGCAUCCAUCAGAGGCCACAACGACGCCGAGGGAAACUCUGUUGCUGACAUGACCGCAUCUAGACGAGCUCCAAGAGACAGCCAAGAGGAUGCAGCUACCUGGGUCAUCGCACGACAUAUCAAUGGCAAGACUAUACAAGAAUACACGACCUUUGAGAGACGCGCAAGAGCUUUGGUAGAUGAUGUAAAGGAGAAUGAGAAUCGCCAAUGGCAGGAUUUCGUCAUCGGAAGUCGAGGCAGUUCCGCGUCUGAUAGUGCGCAUGAUACUAUUAUGGGUGACAAGCAGCACUCCCCUGUACAUUCUGCAAGAGGAACGAGCAUGAGGGCUUUGUGCUCACCCAAAGUUCAAGCUACAUCAACUAGCUCGAUUUCUGCACCAUCAAGGUCAGCCGCUUCGCCCCGCUUACGCAGAAUACAGGCUGGAUGGGGCCAAAGUGAGGAGGCUAGGCUUCGCCCUGCAGACCUUGCAUCGAGUUCGCUAUACAAUAAUAUCUCGUUUACGAUGGACUCACCGGUCGCUGCAGCUUACUCCAACGGAGGACCAACGAACUAUGCGAAUUCGGAUGUGAGCAUGGCGGAAUCUGGCUCAGCCUAUGAGAAGAUGGAAAGUGAUUGACGUAUUACGUGGAGUCUCUGCGGCGAUGAUGAAAGAAUGGCUUACUAAUUGGUUGGUGCAUUAUCGAGAUCUGAAGAGAUGAGGCUUCCAUUCUUGGCUCAGCAGGUCUCUUGGAGUCUAGACCAGCC